Molecule: messenger RNA, 2016 nt
Organism: Boeremia exigua
Lineage: Eukaryota; Fungi; Ascomycota; Dothideomycetes; Pleosporales; Didymellaceae
Exons: 3
Coding region: 1-2016 (671 amino acids)
Molecular function (GO): protein binding
Source: RefSeq, a predicted model, not a curated record
AUGUCGCACACCGGCACCAUGCGCGGGGCGCCCAAGAACCGCCCGGCGCCCGCGCGCGCGCAGUUCGUCGACAGCCCGUCCGGCAUGCCGUCGGGCAUCCCGCGCCCCGCCCUCGAGACGCACGCCUCGCACGUCCAGGGCAGCGACGUCGGCACGUCGACGCUCAGCGCCAGCCGCGCAAAGCAGUCCAAGAGGGACGAGGCCAUCCGCCGCAAGAUCGAGACGGACCUGAACAAGAAGAAGAACCCCGGCGGCCGCGUGCGCCCAACCCGCAAGGCCCCGCCCGGCACCGUCCUGGCCCUCAAGCCCAGCCCGGCCCUGCAGAUCCAGGCCUCGACCACCGUCGCCGAGGCCGCCCAGCUCAUGGCCGCCAAGCGCGAGGACUGCGUGCUGGUCACCGACGAGGACGACCACGUCGCCGGCAUCUUCACCGCAAAGGACCUGGCCUUCCGCGUCGUCGGCGCCGGCAGGCGCGCCCAGAACGUCACCAUUGCCGAGAUCAUGACCAAGAACCCGCUGUGCGCAAAGACCGACACCAGCGCCACCGACGCCCUCGACCUGAUGGUGCGCAAGGGCUUCCGCCAUCUGCCCGUCAUGGACGAGAACCACGACAUUGCCGGUAUCCUCGACAUCACAAAGUGCUUCUACGACGCCAUGGAGAAGCUCGAGCGCGCCUACAGCUCCUCGCGCAAGCUGUACGACGCCCUCGAGGGCGUGCAGGCCGAGAUGGGCUCCAGCCAGCCCCAGCAGAUCAUCCAGUACGUCGAGGCCAUCCGCCAGAAAAUGUCCGGGCCCACCCUCGAGUCCGUUCUGACCGGCCUGCCCCCUACCACCGUGUCUGUGCGCACCUCGGUCAAGGAGGCUGCCGAGCUGAUGAAGGAGAACCACACCACCGCCGUCCUGGUCCAGGACCAGGGCUCCAUCACCGGCAUCUUCACCAGCAAAGAUGUCGUCCUGCGCGUCAUUGCCGCCGGCCUCGACCCCGUCACCUGCAGCGUCGUCCGCGUCAUGACGCCCCACCCCGACUUUGCCCCCAUGGACAUGAGCAUCCAGGCCGCCCUCCGCAAGAUGCACGACGGCCACUACCUGAACCUGCCCGUCAUGAGCGACGCCGGCGAGAUUGUCGGCAUGGUCGACGUGCUGAAGCUGACCUACGCUACCCUGGACCAGAUCAACAACAUCAGCACCGGCGACAGCGAGGGCCCGGCCUGGAACAAGUUCUGGCUCUCGCUCGACAAUGACACCGAAUCCAUGAUGUCUGGCGAAGGCAGCCGCCUGCCCGGUACCCCCGAUGCCCGCUCCAUGAUGUCCCACAAUGACCGCCCCAUGAUGAUGGACCGUGGCGACAGCGUCCUCCCCAACGACUCGGCCUCUCACCACGGCGAAUCCCCACCGCCGUCAGCAGUGGCCAGCGCCCACCCCACCGCCAUCGAAGACAUUCCCUUCCCCUUCAAGUUCAAGGCUCCCAGCGGGCGCGUCCACCGCCUGCAGGUCACGGCCUCCGCCGGCAUCGAAGACCUCGUCUCUCAUGUCGCCAGUAAGCUGGGCCAGGAGGUCGAGUCCAUCGGCGGCAUCCCCACUUACGAUAACGGCAUUCUCUCUAAAUCCGGCUUCGCCCUGUCUUAUCUCGACAACGAGGGCGAUACCGUAUCCAUCACCACGCACGACGACCUUGUCGAAGCCAUCAGCCUCAGCCGCCUCGCUCACCGUGAGAAAGUCGACCUGUUCGUCCACGACCCAGAGUCGUCGCCCAUGCCCGCCGAGGUCAAUCCUCAACCCGCGCUGGCUAAGCCCGUCUCGCCACCUGAGAGCGUACUCAGGGAGCGCAAGCAGUUCUUCGAUGACGAGGAGGAAGAUGCACCCAAGCCCAGGAGGGGACAGGCCGCGCAAGCCCCGGCUCCCGAGGUCAUUCCCGGCGUGUCCAACGACCUGCUGCUGCCUGGUGCGAUUGGCGUGUUGGCUGUCGUGAUAGUUGUCGUAUUUACCAUUGGCAGAGCGUCCGGCUCAAAUCGGUAA